UGGUUACCCCUUGUAGUUGACGGUUGACGUUUUCUGUCAACUAUCAAUUGAAUUAUCCAUACAAGCUGAAAGGUGACAACCUAAAUUUUGACACUGAUUACGUUACGAUAUCUUUUGUUUGUCAGUAAAAACCAACCUAACAAAAUUUAUGGAAACCUAUUCACGAAUAUCCCUAAAUCUUAGGGAGUAAUUUCUUCCAGAUACGACAAUAUUAAUUAUUUUUUCAACCAUAAUUAAGUUAGCAGCAAAUUAAGCAAUUACACAUAGUCAUUGCCAACUAUGACGCUAAAUUAAAAAAAAAACCUACUGAGCUAGAAUAAAUUCUCUAGAUGCCCACAGCAAAAACUGUCGCGCACGCCUAUGACCGGACGUUGGGUUUAACAUCAGCUGGAUCGUAACUUUAGCCACCAAUUUUGAAAAUUAACUCAAGGUCGUAGGUUAACAAGCAAAUUUCCAAGGCCGAAAAUCAUAAAAAUGUGUCGAAAGUGGCAUUAAAACAGUAAAAAUUUAAUGUAAAAAUCCUCAGUGACGUAGAAUUGAUGAAUUGCGGAAAGGACUCGUUUGCGAAAAAAGCGAUGGCGAAAGGAUAGAAGCCGUUGAUUUAUCGAAAAAGCCGUUAAAAUAGAAUGGAAGACGAAUUAGACGACAAAAUCCUUUACCAAACAUACGUGUCCCACAUGAAACUCAUGUCUCGGAUAGCGUGGGGCGUCCCUCUAAACAUCUCCCCGUUAGCGUACACCUCGCACGUAUGGAGACUCCUCAAAGUGUACAUGUUGAAGCCGGAAAUACUCAUUUUCGGCACGAUAGUCCUGUUCAUGUUAAUGUAUAUGCAAGCACUCGAUGUAUGGAGUCGUAAUUUGCUAGGGCGUCUGCAGUACACCAUCAACCGGGGCCCCAGAACCGCCCCCGACAAGCUCAGCCUCUUCACCGGGGGCGACUUGGACAAGGCCAGUUGGGAGCUCAAAAUCGGCCCUUACGCCGCCUACGCCGUCCAGGGCCGGCGCCCCAAAAUGGAGGACCGCUUCGUCAUCAACGACAACAUCAACAACACGGGCGUGGCCCUCUUCGCGGUCUUCGACGGCCACGGGGGCGAAUUCGCCGCCAACUACGCCAAAGAGAAGCUCAUCCAAAGUCUCUACAGUCGAGUGGUCGAAAUCAAAGACAUGAUCGCGGGGAAGACGGUGAAAACGUGCGACGAAGAAGACCAACCCGAGAAAAAGGACCCGGAAAAGCCCUCCACUCCCAGUCUUGCCGAGCGCCGGAAAAGCUUCCGGAAAACCAGCUCCACCACCGAUGAAUGCAUCAAAGGUGCCAAAGAAAUCACAGACACUGAACUACUCUCAAAGCUAGAUAAUAUAGCACGACCUAUAACCCGGGAGGUGCGCCCCUCGUCGCGCCCCCAAUCCUUCAAAAAAGUCCCCUCGACGAGCUACUUCGACAAGGCGGGAACUGUCAACUAUGGGAAACUCCUCACCGACGAGGUGUUAGCCGCCGAUCAACGCCUCCUCGAAACCGCCAAGAAAAGCAUGGACGUAGCUGGAACCACCGCUCUGAUCGCCAUCCUCGAAGGCGCGAAACUCAUCGUGGCCAACGUGGGGGAUUCCCGGGGGGUGAUGUGUGACAACAAGGGCAAUGUCAUCCCCUUGUCUUUCGACCACAAGCCCCAGCAGAUGCGCGAGAGGAAACGCAUCAAAGAGGCUGGCGGUUUCGUUACUUUCAACGGCGUCUGGAGAGUGGCCGGCAUCUUAGCCACUUCCAGAGCGCUCGGGGAUUACCCGCUCAAAGACAAAAAGUUGGUCAUUGCCGACCCGGAUAUUCUCACGUUCGAUCUAAACGACCACAAACCGAUGUUUGUGAUUUUGGCUUCCGAUGGCUUGUGGGACACUUUCUCGAACGAAGAAGCGAUCAAUUUUAUCAAGGAACGACUGAACGAACCCGAUUAUGGUGCUAAAAGCUUGACUUUACAGUCGUAUUAUCGCGGUUCUUUGGAUAACAUCACUGUCAUUGUGAUUAACUUCAGAGAUAACGCCUUUAGCUUCCACAGUACGGAGAAGAGCGCUUAGGAAGAGGCUCGGUUUUGCUCAAAUUAGUUGAGAUUUGUACCUGAGGUUUAGUCUAGGUCAUUUUGUGUUGAUUUUACUGAUUCCUGAAGUCUCUUGAAUCGAUUACGUGUUGUUUAAGUUUCAAAGAACUACAAUUACUCAAUAAUGGCUGUAAGGUUUGUUGAUUAUUUCUCUCGAUGUAUACAAUAAACGAAUUAAAACGA
Molecule: messenger RNA, 2266 nt
Organism: Tribolium madens (black flour beetle)
Lineage: Eukaryota; Metazoa; Arthropoda; Insecta; Coleoptera; Tenebrionidae
Product: protein phosphatase 1L
Exons: 2
Coding region: 627-2063 (478 amino acids)
Biological process (GO): protein dephosphorylation
Molecular function (GO): cation binding; protein serine/threonine phosphatase activity
Source: RefSeq, a predicted model, not a curated record